AUGCUUCGACCACUAUUCUUAACAGCUGCAUUUGCUACACUAGGUUUUGGUCUACCCGCAAUUGACAAGGGUCCCGUGGGAAUGGAUCCUACCAAAGCCUUCAACGGCUGGAUGACCUGGUAUGACAAAGAGGGCGGCCUGGGCAUCAAACCUGGUGCUUGCGGAGAAAUCAAUUACAAAAACCAGAAAAUCGUCGCACUGAACAAAUAUCAGUUCGCCGAACUAAGCAACAGUGCAAACCCAAACAACGCGGCUGUUUGUCACAAGAAAAUCCGCAUCAAGCACGAAGGCAGGGAAACAGACGCAGAAGUCACUGACCAAUGUGAUGGUUGCGGCUAUGGCGACAUAGAUGGCACGCAGGCUGUCUUCAACGAGCUUGUGGGUGGGCUGGGAGCCGGUAAUGUGUCUGUCACUUGGUCUUUCAAGUAG
Messenger RNA from Neoarthrinium moseri, 429 nucleotides. RefSeq lists its product as uncharacterized. Gene Ontology annotation, biological process: defense response to fungus; defense response to bacterium. The transcript has a single exon. Lineage: Eukaryota; Fungi; Ascomycota; Sordariomycetes; Amphisphaeriales; Apiosporaceae. Bases 1 to 429 code for a protein of 142 amino acids. The record is from RefSeq and is a predicted model, not a curated record.